Neospora caninum is the source of this 1686-nucleotide messenger RNA. Its product is annotated as putative ankyrin repeat containing protein / TPR domain-containing protein. Bases 1 to 1686 code for a protein of 561 amino acids. Gene Ontology annotation, molecular function: protein binding. The record is from RefSeq and is a predicted model, not a curated record. NCBI's taxonomy places the organism in Eukaryota, Apicomplexa, Conoidasida, Eucoccidiorida, Sarcocystidae. The transcript has 6 exons.
AUGGCGCUCAAGAAACCAGGGGGAAUGGAGACGCCUCCGGUGAGUGCGUCUUCUGGAGGAAGCAAGGAAGCCGGUGGGAAAGCCUUUGAAUCGAACCGGACUCAGCUUGCCGAGUUGUUCAAGGCGGCGUACGAAGGCCAGCUGCCUAAACUGGAGCGAAUUCUCCUCGACUUCUCUUCAUCCGAGGCUGCGAACGCCCCUGAACAGUCGCGCCCUUCGUCUCCACCCUCUGCUUCUCCACCCUCUUCUUCUUCUUCUCCACUUUCUGCUUCUCCGCCUUCUUCUUCUUCUUCUCCACCUUCUUCUUCGUCUCCGCCUUCUUCUUCGUCUCCGCCUUCUUCUUCGUCUCCGCCUUCUUCUUCGUCUCCGCCUUCUUCUUCUCCACUUUCUGCUUCUCCACCCUCUUCUUCGUCUGCCUUUGUCGCGUCGCUGUCUCCUGAGCAUCGCGCGGUUUUGUCUUCGGCCCUCGAGGAGUUUCGAGACGGUAGGCGCCGCUCAGCUCUGCACUUUGCAUGCGCGGGAGGCUGCGUAGACGUCGCGGCGCUGCUCGUGCGUCUCUCUCCGUCGCUCGUCGACUUGCGAGACGAAGCGCAGGAGACGCCUCUCCUUCUCCUCCUCCGAACAGCAGCCUCCAAGGCCCAUGGCGAGAAGGGAGAUUGCACCCUCUCUCUCCUGCAGCUUCUCCUGGACCACGGCGCGGACGUGAAUGCAAAGAGCCAGGACGGAGUCGCGCCCAUCGACGCGGCCUGCACGGUCUACGGAACGCCCCUCCACCACGCAGUUCUCUCUGGGCGACUCGGGACUGCUCAGUUCCUGCUCGAAAACGGGGCCGACCCCGACGGGGAAGGCGAGGCGGGCGUCCUAUGCGCGUUGCCGCCGCCGCUCGUCUUCGCCAGCAGCGCGGCGCACGCCGCCACGGUCAAAAUGCUUCUCGCCGCAAAGGCGAAUCCGAACCAAAAAGACGGAGACGGCUGGACCGCCCUUCAAUGCGCGGCAGAAGCGGGAUGCGAGGAAGCCGUUCGCCUGCUGCUUGCCGCAGGCGCCGACGCAAACGUCGCGACCAAGGGCCUAACUGCCUUCGACCUAGCUCUUCAGCACGGGCACGUGUCGACGGCUGCGUUGCUGAAGAGGGCCAUGGAAACAGACAGCCGACGCGAAGCUGCGACAAGGAAACAGGCCCCCGAGGCGCCAGGCGCGGCGGUGGAUGGACAGUUGGAUGGACAGUCGGGGCAGGAAGCGAAACGUGAAGAGCCGUCUCACGUUGGUGCAGCCUUCGUGGCCGAGUACGACGCAGAGGAGACGCCCGAGGUCUCGGACGACCUAAAGAGGAAAACGGAAGAGGCAGAAGGGAGGAAGAAACAAGCAAACGAUCUCGUGGCCCAAAGCAAGUACCAAGAGGCUUUGAAUGUAUAUCUCACUGCCCUAGAGAUUUGCCCUCGGAUUCAGCAGACGCGGCACCAGCGGGCGGUCCUGCAUGCGAACAGCUGUCUGAUGCUGUUGAAUCUCAAGCAAAGCCCCCAGAAGGCGUUGGAACACGCAGAGAGGGCGAUUGCACUGGAUCCGGAGUGGGUACGAGGAUACUACAGGGCGGGCCAGGCCCUCGUCGCUCUCGGAGACCACGCUGAAGCGGCGCAGCUGUUUUGGCAGGCUCUGAUGAGAGACCCAGGAAACCAAGACAUCUCGUAA